This is a messenger RNA of Ostrea edulis (European flat oyster), 4840 nucleotides long. Its product is annotated as DNA helicase B-like. NCBI's taxonomy places the organism in Eukaryota, Metazoa, Mollusca, Bivalvia, Ostreida, Ostreidae. The transcript has 15 exons. The coding region runs from base 288 to 4226 and encodes 1312 amino acids. The record is from RefSeq and is a predicted model, not a curated record.
CCUGUGGGAGUCUUGAGGGGAAAAAAUUUAAAAGUCUGUCUGGCCGGAAGGAAGACAGUUUUUAACUUCCCAGCAACUUUCAGUGCAUUUUUAGAGUUGGCAGAUGAAAAAGUUUUGAGAUUAUGAAGUGCUUCAUAUUGCAGUCGUACCCUAGCGACGUGUUCCUGAAAUUCACAGAUUUGGCUGCCUGGAAAACUCAUCAGGACUUGUUGGGACUUUAACUCCAACAGACUUCAUAUUCUUCAACGCAAGGGCCAUAUUCUGGUGCUUCUGGCAUAGACAGUGAAAUGAAGAGGUACACUCCGGAAUGGAAUAAAAGAGAUAGAUUUCAGGUCCAGAACCCUGUGGGCGGGGUAUUCAGACCGUUCGACCAUGCUGACUCGGAUGACAGCGACGAAGAAGAUGAUGAAAUACAAUUCCUUAGUUUCAAAGAGAUCAAAUCCACAUCGAGUGGAGGGAAAAGAUUUUUCCAGAGAACGAAACAAAGGCAGAACAAGGGCACUCUUGUUGACCAGAGGAAAGGAUGUCAAGUAGUUGUCAAAGCUGGAUUUCACCUCACUGAUCCAUGGUGGCGGAUCCAAAUUUUGAGAACUAAAAGAGGAGUUAAUGGCAUGACUUAUCCAUGUGACAUGUAUGCCUUAUCGUACCAGCUUCUGGAGAAGGAACAGAUGCCAGAGAAUGGAAUCUUGUACCAGUUUCUCAACAAGUUUGUAUUUCCUGCAAACAAGAUUGAUGACAAUCGGCAGCAUCAAAAUAAUGAUUUCACUCCUAAACGUGAAGUGGUGGACUUCGACAAGUUUGUUCGUGAAACAUUAAGAGAAAGUCACAAGAUGACAUUUGAAAACCUCGAUGAACUCUUGGAGAGAUAUGAAGUCUACCUUCCUGAUGAAAAGAAAGAUGACAUCAAGACCUUAAGAAAUGCAUUAAAGCUGAAAGAAGCCCAGCUGGUUUACAAAGCACCAGAAUUUCCUCUGAUAUUCAGACUACUGCCUCAGCUACUACCAAUGCAAUUUAUGGAUGUUGUCUUUCUGGAUAGACAGGAUUUGAGAGCCCUGGAGACAGACUUACAAGAGAGACCUUGGGUGUUUGGGUUUAAACAGAUCUUAGCUAGAGACCACCACAUUAUUGGAUGUGAAGCAAGGUGGAAUGAGUAUGAAAAAUCUGGCCUCGAUAAGCAUGUACAGCAACCCUACAAGGACAGCCUACUGAUAUACGAUUGUCUUAAGUUCCAGUCCAAUAACGGCCACACGGGUGUCACAAGUAACGAUAUUCAGCAAGAAAUGCGAACCUACGUGUCAGACUAUAAGGAGGCUCUCAGAUUUCUGAAGAGAAAUAAGGUCGUGAAGGAGGAGACGAUUAAGGGCAGGGUGUGGAUAUUUCUGUACAGUCUGUAUAAGGCGGAGGAAUACAUAGCUACUGGGGUGACUCGCCUCUUUCAGGAACAGAUGAAGAACCAGUGGAUCCUCAAUGUAGAUCUGGACAGUAAAAAAUUUGAUGAUAUUCGAAGUGAUCCAGAUCAACUGAAGGCUGCAAGAUUAUUGACUCAGCUUCCUGUUGUGGUGAUUUCUGGGAAGGGUGGAUGUGGCAAAACAACUGUGGUUACCAAGGUGAUGUCAUCAUGUCAACGAAAAAUAGGGUCACCUCAGAACCUGGAAGGGGGGGAAGGUGAGGAAAAAGAAGGAGAUUGUUGCCCAGGUGAGAGUUCAGGUGAAAAACCGGACGAGGAAGCUUUAGAUAUUCUUUAUACAGCUCCAACGGGCAAAGCCGCCAAUUUACUGGGCAAGCGGGCAGGUGCAGAGGGCUACACUCUCCAUCAGGUCACCUACAGUUUCAUGUUGUAUUGCCGUGACAAAAAGGACGACCCCUCCCUGGAAUGGAAGUUCAGAAAUAUCAACGUCCUGGUUGUAGAUGAAUGCUCUUUGGUAGCCAUAACAACAUUUCAUAAUUUAUUCAGAAUGUUGGUGAAUGAGGCCCGCCUUAGGAGAAUUGUGCUGCUAGGAGAUGUGAGACAGCUCCCCUCUAUUGAACCAGGAAACUUCCUGUCAGACAUGUUUGCUGGCUUGCAGAAUCUUGGGUGUGCAAUUGAAUUAAGGACAAAUCAUAGGUCGGAAUCUCAACUUAUUGUUGAUAAUGCUACCAAGAUCUCUCAACAGAAACGCCCAACUUUUGACCCCACCAGAAAUUUCAAGCAUUACCCCGUUGAUUGUGGCAAGGACACGAACUUUAUCAAUCAAGUGAUACUGAAAAUACUGAGGAAAGAGAAGUCGUUGAUGGAUGACAAAACUUCACAGUUUGUAGCCUUCCGAAAGAAAGAUGCAAUUAUUGUUAAUGAAGUCUGCUUAAAAUUCUAUAACAACCACCCCCAGAAAGAUGACAAAAAUAAACUGGUGUUUAGAGUGGACGACAAAAUCUGUAUGACCAAAAAUGGCCAAGUUCCUAUUUACAUGUACUCUGAGGAAGAGGGUGAAAUGAAACCAAAGGUUGCUGAAGAAAUGGAUGAUACUAAAGAUCUAGAAAGUUCAGGGGUGGAACUUGAAAAUGAGGUUCAAGCUGAUGACACAGUGAGAGAAACUCAGGAAAAGAAAGGGAAAAUGAAAUCUCCAAAAAAAAAUCGAUUGUGUAAUGGCGAGGUGUUUUUCAUCAAAGAGGACAAGACAAUUAUUGAUUCCAAAAGUGUGAAGUGCACCAUGACAAGAUAUUUGUAUCUUUCGAAUGAAGACCCAGAUGAUGCAAGGGAAUUUUGGUGCGAGUAUAAAGACCUGAAAAGAACUUGUAAAAUUAGACAUGCAUGGGCGAGGACAAUUCACACAUUCCAAGGUUCGGAGACUAAUGCUGUGGUGUACUAUCUUGGAGCCAGCGUGUCCUGGCAGAAUUGGCAGCAUGUUUAUACGGCAGUCACACGUGGUAAAAAGGAGGUGUAUAUCAUAGGGCCAGACAUUGUGUUAAACAAAGCCAUCACUGCAAGACCAAACAUCAGAUGGACCAGUCUCCAAUAUCAGCUCAACACAAUUCUACCUAAUCGAGAGAAAUUGAAUCGGUCAUUGGCAUCAACUGAAGACACGGAAGAUCUACCCUACACUGAGACAAACAGCUUCUGUAUGGACAAACCAGGAGAUGAACCAUUUACCAGAAUAAAAUUAUCGCCCUACAAACCGGACCAUCAGGGCUCCAAGGCAGGACCUUCACGGCAUCAGCCUACUUCUUCAUUGGGUCCAGCCUCCAGUUUACAUCACUCUGGACCUCUGAACUCCUCCUUAAAGUCUGCAUUUCCUUUGGCUCACAAACUUAACUUUCAGAGUCCCAGGCAUUUAGGUCAGCAGGCUACAUCUUCACCAUUUCUACGACAAACUGUAAGUAAUUUCAACAACGUCAGUCCUGUGCAAAGGAUGGAGUCGCCAACAGUGAAUGAAAUCUCCAAUAACAGCCAGUGGUCAGAAGUAGAUGAGAGUCUGCUGUUUCUCUCAGAGGAACAGGCUAGGAAUGAGUCUUUACUGGAAAACUGUGGACCUCUAAAUGGAGGUAAAAGUGAUGAAAGAAAAGAGAAUGGAGAGAAUACAAACUUAAAGAAUGAUGGAUGUGAAUCGGAUGCAACGCAGAGUCCAGAUGAUGACGUGGAGGAUGCUGAGAUGAAAGAGGAAGAGAAGGUCAGAACUGCAGUGGAAACGAAUGGAUUGUCACGAAGAAUUAGGCAGGACAGAUUACCAGAAUUUUCUCCAAGAACAAUUGGAACCCACAAAAUGAAAUCUGAAAAUCUCCCUCUUAACACAGAUAAAUUGGCAGAUUGUUUGAACAAUUGUCAUGAAGAUGAGGGUGAAUUGACCAGAUUGUGCAAUGUGGCAGAGAGAAGUUUUGAUCUCAAAAGAGCUUGUGAUAAUGGUAAUGCCUCGGAUGGAGAAUCUGAAAUUGAACGAUAUUCCCCUAAUCUGCUGUCUUCAGCUGCUUCGAGUUCAAACAAGAGAAUGUCCAAAAACAGAGUCACUACAGAUCACAAGAACCGUAAUUCUCACAGGUCUGUGACAGAAGACGAUGAGUUGUCUGACGAUUCUGAUGAUGAUCGAUCUUCCCCAAGUCUGUUGUCUCCACGGUCACCGAGUGCAUCUAAAAGAACGGUUGUAGAGCCCCCUAUUGGGGUGGUUACUCCGAAAAAACAGAAAAUGGACACAGAACAAAGUUUUGCUUCUCCUAUGCGUAGAAAACUUGAUAAUCUAAGUAUGUCACAGGAUUAAAUUAAUUUAAUUACAGCAGCAAUACCAUUCCAAAGUGUUCAUUAAAUCUGUUGUGGAGACAAUACGAAUCCAAAGUGUUCAUUAAAUCUGUUGCAGAGACAACAGCAAAUCACACACACACAGAUAUAUAUUUAUAUAUUUUAUAUGACAAAAACCAUUCCUACAACACACACGCCUUUCCGAUUGAAUUUAUUAGCAUUACCAAGAUGGCAUGUAGACAUAGACGAUAUUGGCAGCAAUUACCAAUUUACCAUAGACAAAAUAAAACCACCAAAUUUAUAUAAUUUUAUACUAGUGGAAAAAAGAAACUGCAUUAUAAAAUUUAGUAUAAUUUUUCUAUAUUCAUUGUUUAUAUUUAUAAAAUCUAAACAAAUCUAUAAAUUAAGCUGAUGUUUUUGAACAAUAUCGGAUAGUACCCGACUCAGAUGUACGGACUUUUUCAUGGUUAGUGAACACAUAUUGUUUAUUGAAGUGUUCGUAUGCACGAGUUUUACUGGCCAAUACUGUGGAGAUAAUACCAAUCCAAAGUGUUCAUUAAAUCUGUUGCAGAGACAACAGCAAAUUGCACACACACACACAAACACACACACACAUAUAUAUAUAUAUAUUAUAUA